AUGGCAAUGCGCGCUGUAUUUGCAAAGCCUUCGCUUACGGCUGAAGACGUGGAGCUACUCAUGGGGGAAGCCGAAAUGUUGAUAAAUUAUGCAAUACAUUCACUGGGAAAAACGAAUGUGAAGCAAACUCCUAGCUACGUGUUUAUGAAACUGUCGUCCUUGUUCAUGCUAUUUGACAAUAUGGUACGUACAAUUAAGGUUGUUGGGAAGAAGAUGAAGACCGGCACCUGGUGGAAUAAUUUUGCAGAAAGAUUCCGGACCAACUAUUUCUUCCCUGAAGGAACGGGGUCGGAAAAAACGCAAGUGCUCUGUAGCCUGGUAAAUCGACUGAGUUCGGCAUUGGCUAUAUACAAGAGAGGGGAACUCCCCGCCUUGCAAGAGAUAAUUGAUCUCAAAAAGAUCAUAAUUACCCGAGCGACUAAAGACAGCCAGCUGGCGCACCCGCAGUGGCAGCUAUGGUUACAGGAUGAUAAGGAGUUCUAUGGCUCCGGCGACGACUCCAACAGCACUGAUGUACAAAUGCCCGGAAGCCCUAACACCUUUGCACUAGAAAGGUGCAGUGACCCCCGACUUCCCUGCCCGAUGGCGGCAUUGCUACUGAACUUUCUUAUUAACGACAAUGUGGCAGCAAUGGUUAAUUCUCAGCAACUACGCCUAGAACAAGCGAUGGUGGCUUCUUUCCCUACUGCCUUUGUGGAGCAUAAGAAGCACUAA
Molecule: messenger RNA, 714 nt
Organism: Eimeria maxima
Lineage: Eukaryota; Apicomplexa; Conoidasida; Eucoccidiorida; Eimeriidae
Exons: 2
Coding region: 1-714 (237 amino acids)
Source: RefSeq, a predicted model, not a curated record